AUGGGGGAUCUUAAAAAGAGGAACGAGCAGUAUUGUGAGUUCCACUCUGACAAAGGGCAUCACACCAACGAUUGCUGGCAGUUGAAAAGGCAGAUAGAAGAUGCCGUGAAAUCUGGUCAGUUGGCCCAUUUAGUAAGAGAAAUUAAAGAGGAGAAUAAAGGUGCAAGAGGUGGGAGACAAAGUGGCUCCUGGAACAAAGAAAGAGACAACAGAGGAAAGAUGAAAGAGGUUCAGAUGUUUGGAAGGAGUCAAAUGGGGGAGUCAAGGAAAAGAAAGAUACCUGAAAGUUGGAUGAACGUUCCCAUCACAUUCCCUCCCCCCGGAAUGGUGGAUUUGACUGCCAAUCCAAUGAUCAUCACAGGAAUCAUCGGGGAUCAAAGGAUCCAUCGUAUUUAUAUCGAUGGAGGUGCAUCUGUUGAGCUGAUGUAUGAACAUUGUUUCCUCCAGCUCCCUGCUCAAACCAGACAGUUAAUGACAAGGGCUGAGGCACCAUUAGUGGGAUUUGCAGGGGAGGUCGUAUGGCCCCUUGGGCAAAUUCUUUUGCCUAUUAAAUUGGGGGAACCUCCAUUAUGUCGAACUGAAGAAAUGGAUUUCGCGGUAGUAAGAGCUCCAUCCUCAAGAUACAAUAUGAUAAUAGGAAGGCCAGGGAUGAGAACUUUGGGAGCAGUAACCUCCACUCCGCAUGCAGAAAUGAGAUUCCCAACCCCCUGGGGAGUAGCCAUUGUAAGCGCUGAAAUGGCAAAGGUAGAUGAAUGCCAACGAAUUGAAGAAGAUGACUUAAAAUUUACUAAGGAAUCUCGUAAUGUGAAAGAAGAAAGGGUAAUGAUUCACCCUCAUUACCCGGAUUAA
Messenger RNA from Erigeron canadensis, 849 nucleotides. RefSeq lists its product as uncharacterized. The coding region runs from base 1 to 849 and encodes 282 amino acids. Lineage: Eukaryota; Viridiplantae; Streptophyta; Magnoliopsida; Asterales; Asteraceae. The record is from RefSeq and is a predicted model, not a curated record. The transcript has a single exon.